Erinaceus europaeus (western European hedgehog) is the source of this 5635-nucleotide messenger RNA. RefSeq names its product adrenoceptor alpha 1A (gene ADRA1A). The record is from RefSeq and is a predicted model, not a curated record. Lineage: Eukaryota; Metazoa; Chordata; Mammalia; Eulipotyphla; Erinaceidae. Gene Ontology annotation, molecular function: alpha1-adrenergic receptor activity. The transcript is spliced from 4 exons. Gene Ontology annotation, biological process: regulation of vasoconstriction; phospholipase C-activating G protein-coupled receptor signaling pathway; cell-cell signaling. Gene Ontology annotation, cellular component: membrane. Bases 278 to 1777 code for a protein of 499 amino acids.
GGGGGUGAGGGGGUGGUGAGGAGAGAGGGAAGAGGCUGGCGCUCGAGUGGUGAAAUUUCAAAUUAAGUGCACAAUUGUGACUCUUCCAACCGGGAUGGCUCAAGCAGUGCAGACCUGCAGACUCUUGGCGAUUCUCUGAGACUGCAUUUUAUUUUUUUGCAACUCGCCUCCCGGAGCUGCGCGCCAAACCUCGGUUCGGAAGGAAGGUUGUUGGGGAUCCAGCGCAGAGAGUGGAGGGGGCCCCCGGGCAGCCGCCGCGCACCUUGGACCAUGCCGCAUGCCUUGCUCUGCCCUUUGGAUGGGUUUUCUUGGAGUCUCCAGGGCCGGCUGGGGUUGCUCCCUGUCCGCACGCGCACUCUCGCCCCCAGCCAACCCCAGCAGGCGAGGCUCCCCCUGCCAGGCACCGAGACCUUUUGACUCCGCACUCUGUAGCCCUCGACCCCGCCCCCGCCCAGGGGUGGCCCUCGAGAGCCGGACCUCUCCAGCUUGGGCUGGGACCAUGGUGUUUCUCUCUGGCAAUGCCUCGGACAGCUCCAACUGCACCAACCCUCCCGCGCCAGUGAACAUUUCCAAGGCCGUUCUACUCGGGGUGAUCUUGGGGGGCCUUAUUAUUUUCGGGGUGCUGGGAAAUAUCCUGGUGAUCCUCUCCGUGGUCUGCCACCGGCAUCUGCACUCUGUCACGCACUACUACAUUGUCAACCUGGCCGUAGCCGACCUGCUGCUCACCUCCACGGUGCUGCCUUUCUCCGCUAUUUUCGAGAUCCUGGGCUACUGGGCCUUCGGCAGGGUUUUCUGCAACAUCUGGGCGGCGGUGGACGUCCUGUGCUGCACCGCGUCCAUCAUGGGACUCUGCAUCAUCUCCAUUGACCGCUACAUCGGCGUGAGCUACCCGCUGCGCUAUCCCACCAUCGUCACCCAGAAGAGGGGCCUCAUGGCUCUGCUCUGCGUCUGGGCGCUGUCCCUCGUCAUCUCCAUCGGGCCUCUGUUCGGCUGGAGGCAGCCAGCCCCCGAGGACGAAACCAUCUGCCAGAUCAACGAGGAGCCAGGCUACGUGCUCUUCUCUGCACUAGGCUCCUUCUACGUGCCCCUGACCAUCAUCCUGGUCAUGUACUGCCGGGUUUACGUGGUGGCCAAGAGGGAGAGCCGGGGCCUCAAAUCCGGCCUCAAGACAGACAAGUCGGACUCUGAGCAGGUGACACUUCGCAUCCAUAGGAAAAAUGUCCCUGCGGUUGGCACUGGGGUCCCUAGCUCCAAGAACAAGACGCACUUCUCAGUGAGACUCCUGAAGUUUUCCAGGGAGAAGAAGGCAGCCAAGACGCUGGGCAUCGUGGUCGGCUGCUUCGUGCUUUGCUGGUUGCCUUUUUUCUUAGUGAUGCCUAUUGGGUCUUUCUUCCCUGAUUCCAAACCCUCAGAAACAGUUUUUAAAAUAGCAUUUUGGCUCGGAUACCUGAACAGCUGCAUCAAUCCCAUUAUAUACCCCUGCUCCAGUCAAGAGUUUAAAAAGGCUUUUCAGAAUGUCUUGAGAAUCCAGUGUCUUCGCAGGAAGCAGUCUUCCAAGCACGCCCUGGGCUACACCCUGCACCCACCCAACCAUGUGGUGGAGGCACAGCAGAAGGACCUGGUGCGCAUCCCAGUGGGAUCAGGAGAGACCUUCUACAAGAUUUCCAAGACAGAUGGGGUCUGUGAAUGGAAAUUUUUCUCUUCCAUGUCUCGUGGAUCUGCCAGGAUUACAGUGCCCAAAGAUCAAUCAGCCUGCACCACAGCCCGGGAAUUUUAACCAUGAAACCACCUGCACACAGUUCCGGUCAAACCCACUUGGAACACUGUUGGCUACUGCUCCUUGUCGACAAACUGCUGUGGAGUGGGGCUGCUGUGGGCUCCACCAUCUUCAAAAGCAUGGCAACAGGGGCCUCCUGGCCUCCAAAGUCCCUGCAAGAUGAGUGAGUGGAGAUGUUGUGGGGCUGGGCUGGCAAAAGCAAGUUAGGAUUUCAGCUGAGGACACCCGGCUCACUGCCAAGGAUCCCAUCAGCAUUACCCCAUUCUUGCUGCCCCAGACACAAGUUUCACUGGGGCUGAGGGUGAACCUUACCUGCUCUAUGCAGGAAAUUAUUUUUUUCUUGCUAAUGCAAUGUGGAUUACCUAGUAUCCCACUUAAAAUGAAGGUUCAGGGGGAAAGGGGUUAGGGGAGUAUUGACAGGAACAAGGAAGACUUAACAUGCAUUUUGUUCCAAACAGGAGAGUUUUAUAAUAUUUCUCUCAGUUAAUACACAAGGAACUGCUCACAAACUGGCUAUUUAUUCACCUCCAAGGGCAAAAUAUUGUCUUCCUUUUCCCUGUGGCUCAGUCUUACUUUCCCUCUAUACCAUCAUCAGCAAAACAUAUGCUGGAAAUGACUACUGGUAAAUUACAGGACGUGCAGAGAACAAGAUAAAAAAGCUAAAAGAAAAUGUAUGCUCUCUUUGGAGAAAAUAAAUAAUAAUACAGCUGCUGGCCUAUUUUUUAAAAAAUGUUAUUUUUUAAAGGUGCAUUCAAAUAUAAUAGGAAAAUAACUGAAAUAGAAAACCCAACAUGAGUUUAAUAUUUCCUUUCAUUUAUAUACUUUGUACCUGUAAGUAAUUUUUGCCUAUUUCAAGUCAUUGCUAGUCAAGAGUGAGACUAUUAUCUAAACUUGGGAUGUGAAGAAAUAAGAAGGGACAAAGAGAGAGGCAUAAGGAUGUCUUUGAAUCCCCAAGUCCAGCCUCAGAUUCCUUCUUUCAUGCCACCACAGUGACCCCAAGAUCUACUGUGACAGGUUCCUUUCAUUUGUUUCUGAUCUGUAUUUUCAGCUCUGUGUGCACCUUCUCUCCUGUAUCUUUGCCAGCAACUGAGCAGUGCAAGAUCAUUCUACAGCCAAAUACUUAUUUGUCUAUGCUUUUCUCAUUGGCUAGAAGACAAGCAAUGUAAUUCUGCUCUUUCUCCCUAGAUAGUCAGCAGCCAUGCUAAGAAAGUAAGAAGGACAGAGGGCUCUUGGCUUGCUCAACAGGGUGAAAUGUAAGGCAAAGCCAACAGUGAUUGACAAUUUAAAGACCUCCAGAACACAGAGGUCUCACAGAGAAUUUGGGGAACGCACUUUUUCCAAAGAGCCUGAGGUCAUUGGCUAUAACCUAAUCACUACCAUCAGCAGGUUCUUCUUCUGCACCAGGCACUGUGCUUGGCAUUAAACAUACACAGAAGUACACAUAGUCCCCAGCUUAUGAACUGGGUGGAUUCCAAACCCAUCUCUUGAAAGUCAAGCAUGCUUUUUUCAAAAAAAAAAAAAACUACUUAUAAAAGGGGGAGGGGUACUCCCAACUGAACCAAAAAAUAAUAAUAAUAAAAAUAAUUUAAUGUAUACCAGAACAAGCUUUUCUGUGGAUGGCUAGAUAGUAAAUAUGUUAGACUUUGAGAAAACUGUCUGUCACAUAUUCUUUGUUGGAUUUGUUUUCUUGGGCAGUUAUGUAAAAAUGUAGAAAUCAGUCUUAGUUCACAGUCUGUAACACACAUACAUACACACAAAAAGAGAAAGAGAGAGACACCAUGGGCCAAAAUUACCAUCAUUGCUGCCAACAGUAGCUUAGAGUGUAGCUCAAAUAGUGCUAUCAUUUUGCUACCUCAUAUACAUCUUUCUUUUUUUAAAAAAAUUUUUUUACUAAUUUAUUUUUAUUUCCUCCUCCCUGCUUUUUGUUAACAGAGACAGAAAGAAAUGGAGAGCAAAGGGGAGACAGAGAGGGAGAAAGAAUCUACAGCACCACUUCACCACUUGUAAAGAUUCCCCCUUCAGAAGUCCGGAGUGCAUGACAUCUGCUGCUGUGCUUUCUGGGAGAUGGUUGAUGCUACUUGACUUCCGGUCCCCUUACCAAAGAUGCUCAAACUGGAAGUGUUUCUGCUUCCACAAUAUCCAUCACAGUGGGAUACCCCUAUUCUUCAGACUAAUGUGGUUUCCCAACUUUCUUACUAUCUAGAAGUUAUAAGUCACAUGGAAAGAAAGGCAGGGAGGGACUAUAAAAUAUUUAGUGCCUUUAAGCUAAAAGCAACCCCACAUAGGUUUGAAUGAGUGUAGCAAUGGCUUCAUGAUUUACCCUCAUCGAGCACUUGUCUCUCUCCUCUCUGGCUAACAUUCCUUUUCGCUAAGGUCAUCUUUAUCUUUCAUAGUGAAAAGAGUGCAGCCUUGGUUAACUUGGUUAACUGAAGUGUCAAGGCUUGAAGGCUAUUGGCCCAUAAGCCAAAAGCUGAACAUCAGGACAGAUCUUUCUUGAUUCACAAGGCCUUGCCUACCCAGCCCAUGUGCCACAGCAGAGAUGACAGCACUUGUAAAGAGCAAGAGAGGGAAAAGGGAAGUUCUGUUGAGUGGACAGUCCAAUGGGUAAACUUAAUCAAAAAUAAGAAUGGUCAAAUUCAAUCUGACCAGAAGAAAGACUAUUAAAAAUUAAGCCCACUUUUAAUAAUUUAAUUUAAAACUUUCAUUUAAAGUUUAACUAUCUAUUUUUUAAAUAAGAGGUAUUUUUAAAGGCAAUAUAAAUGCUUAGAUGGCAACUCAUUGUUAACUUUCUAUAUAUUUACUUGGGGGAGUUGAACAUUGAUAAGGAAAUAAUUGGAAAGUGAUAGUGGGCUCCUUUAUUUGCCUCUGUCUACAUUUUCAAAAGCUCAUCUGCCUGUUCACCACAUGAAGCCCUGGCUCCUAAACUUCAGCAUGUGAGUCCUGACUUUCCGAGGCAGAAUCGUGCUUCCACAUUUACAGCCCAAAUCGAAACACAAGUUUUCCUUGUCAGACUGGAGGGUGAAAAGCAAUUAUUUUUGUCUCUGGGGAUAACAAGUCACAAGCAGUCCACCUCCCAGUAUGUCUACAUACUCCUGAUAGUGAAAGUUACUUCCUUGGAACGUGUGUAUAAUUAACUAUACAGCAGCAAGGUUUAUGUGGGCAAAAUAACACCUACAAGCAUCACUAUUAAAUGUCCCUUGAACAUUGUCAGUAUGGCAGAGAAUAAGAAUAGACAGCCAUGUCACAGAAGAAACACUUUGACACAGAGGUAUAGGAAGGGAAAAGUGAGGAAAGGAGAAUUUGUAAGUGGAGUUGGGUGAAGAGCCGGGCAUUUGGGACCAUAGGGGUGUGCUUAACUUCAGUCGCUGUCUCUGUGCCUAGUUAAUCCUGAACACACAUACAAACACUUCUCUCUCGGGGGCACUUUGUUCUCCUCUGUAAAACAGCAUAGGAAGAUAAAAAGAGAAACGUGAAUCUCAGGACCGGAUAAAGCAUAUGAAGUCAUGGCCAUCCCCAACUCACUUGUGGCACUCUUUCUCUGUUAUCUGUUCCUCUCCCAUACAUUCUAUCAGGAAAAUAUCGGUAGAAAGUAGAUCAUCUUUAAAUUAUCUUAAAGCCCUGAAAACACAGUGGCGGGGGGGGGGGGGCGGUAGGAUAAAGCAUCUUAUUUUCCUUUGCUCUUCAUUCUGGUUUAUGUUUAUAGUUUCCAGAAGUUGGUCAUCACCAGUUCACCAGUACUUUUGCCUUAGGAUAGACAUCACAGAAUGGUUAGUCUUUUUUGCUUGGGUGCUAUCUAGCACUCUUCAAUUUAGGGCACUAGACACCAAAUUCUGAGUUAAAAUGUUUAACACACACCCC